AUGGAUAAUACCAGAAGUGAUGCCACUUUCUCAAGUAAUCCCAAUUUUCAGAUGGGAAAUCCUCCACAGCAAAAAGAUACUCACUGUGCCCAGCAGCACCCGCUCAGUGCUCACCGGCCCAUAGCCUCCUUCUCACAGCUUGCCAGCAUCUCCUCAGCCCUCAACCUGCACCAUGAUGCAGUGACAGUCACAGAGGAUAACAACGCCCUCACUGAAGCAGCAGGUGUAAAUGCUGAACCUUUCUGGCCAGGCUUGUUUGCAACGCAGGCCCUGGCCAGUGUCAACAUCGGGAGCCCCAUCUGCAGUGUAGGGGCUGGUGGACCUGUCCCAGCAGCUGGCACUGCACCAGUGGGAGGUCCCACCCCCUCCACCACCGCUGCCCCAGCUGGCGAGAAGGAGGUGGAAGCAAAGAAAGAAGAAUCGGAAGAGUGUGAUGAUGACAUGGGCUUUGGUUUUUUCACUAACCUCUUCUGUAACCUGUCCAGUGAAAAGCUGAACUCUUAA
Lynx canadensis (Canada lynx) is the source of this 504-nucleotide messenger RNA. Its product is annotated as 60S acidic ribosomal protein P1-like. The record is from RefSeq and is a predicted model, not a curated record. Gene Ontology annotation, molecular function: structural constituent of ribosome; ribonucleoprotein complex binding; protein kinase activator activity. Gene Ontology annotation, biological process: cytoplasmic translation; translational elongation. Lineage: Eukaryota; Metazoa; Chordata; Mammalia; Carnivora; Felidae. Gene Ontology annotation, cellular component: cytosolic large ribosomal subunit; ribosome.